AUGCGUAACGUACUUAAAAACAGAGCUAGCCUUGCCGUAACUGUCUUUUCUGUGUUGCAUUGCAGAGAUGGUGAGCUGAGUUUGAGUCGAUCAAUGAUCAAUAGCUCUGAUAAAACAAUCCGAAAGGGUGGUUCCGCUAUCUUCCAGCAUUCUGUAGAAGGUUGGAAAAUCAAUUCUACUUUGGUACUGGAGAUAAGAAAGAGUAUUCUUCGAUUCUUGGAUGCGGAAAGAGAUGUCUCAGUGGUCAAAAGCAGCUUCAAGCCAGGAGAUGUAAUCCAUUAUGUACUAGACAGACGUCGCACCCUAAAUAUUUCUCAGGAUUUGCACAGCCUUCUCCCUGAGGUUUCCCCGAUGAAGAAUCGCCGAUUUAAAACCUGUGCUGUAGUUGGGAAUUCUGGCAUCCUUCUGGACAGCGGGUGUGGAAAAGAGAUUGAUACCCAUGACUUUGUUAUAAGGUGCAAUCUAGCUCCCGUGGUGGAGUUUGCUGCAGAUGUGGGAAAUAAAUCUGAUUUUAUUACCAUGAACCCAUCAGUUGUACAAAGAGCAUUUGGAGGCUUUCGGAAUGAGAGUGACAGAGAAAAAUUUGUGCGUAGACUAUCCAUGCUGAAUGACAGUGUCCUUUGGAUCCCUGCUUUCAUGGUCAAAGGCGGAGAGAAGCAUGUGGAGUGGGUUAAUGCAUUAAUCCUUAAGAAUAAAUUGAAAGUGCGAACCGCCUAUCCAUCACUGAGACUUAUUCAUGCUGUCAGAGGCUACUGGCUGACAAACAAGGUCCACAUCAAACGACCCAGCACUGGUCUCCUCAUGUACACGCUUGCCACCAGAUUUUGUGAUGAAAUUCACCUGUAUGGAUUUUGGCCAUUCCCAAAGGAUUUACAUGGAAAACCAGUCAAAUAUCAUUAUUACGAUGAUCUGAAGUAUCGGUACUUUUCUAAUGCCAGCCCUCACAGGAUGCCAUUAGAGUUUAAAACAUUAUAUGUAUUACAUAACAGAGGAGCACUUAAGUUAACAACAGGGAAAUGUGUACAGCAAUAAAGCACAUGUAAAGUACAGAAAGAAGUACAGAAUAUGCUCUUCAUCAUAAAGAUGCUGUGGAAUGGCAGUGGGAUCCCGACGAGGAUAUGCUUCAAUACCCUUUCAGCCAUUGGAAAAAGGAAUUUUAUCAAAAUUACAUAACCAGCUAUUAUACCUGCAAAGUGCUAUAAAACUAAGCUAUUUUGAGUGCAAGGGUUCAAGUAAGUGCCACUUUCACUAAGAACAAAGUUUGAAUGUAUACUCAGUAGUGUUUACAGUAUCCAGUGAUACAUUCAUCAUGAAUUAAAGAAGAAAAAUAUAGCCUGCUUACUGCUGAAUUGACACUGUGGUCAGAGAGAAGACAUCACCUGGGGACAACAUAUUUUCUUCUGCAAAGAAACUAGGCUUUGGCAGAAAAAAAAUACAUAUAUCAUGAUGAAAUUGAGUAGAGAAAGUGAAAUCCAUAAAGUCAAACAAGUAAAUGCAUUCAGUCAGGGGACUGUUUCUGAUCUUGUAUUAUAACCUGAGCUUUUGUUGCUGUUUUUCUUAUGGCUGUUGGUUGGGUUUUGUUGCUUUUGAGUAAUUGAAUCCUUAAAGGAUUUUGAGGAUGUAAUGAGUAAUUAAAAGUAAAUAUUUUAUGGAAUUGUCUUAGGAAAAAAAAACCUACAAAAAAUAAACACAAAAAAAAGUAAGGGUAGGAGGGUGGAGGGAAACAUAAAAUACUUCGUCAGUUGUUAUUGUGUUGUAGCCUAUUGUCACACAACUCUUAACCUCCCAAUUGUUUUUCUAGCUACAGCUGUCAAUACGUGGAAGCACUCAGAGAUAGGUCAUUUGAGCCACUUUUUAAGAGUGUUUCUGUUGUGUUCAGAUUUGAAAACAUUUACAAAAAGGUGCCCUUAUUUUUGGUACCAAAGAUUACUCUUACAGUGUAUAAACCUUUUUCCUUGAAGAAAUAGAGUAGAUUUCUUUGUUGCUGAGGAGAACGUGUUUAAAUUUUUGAACUAAGCAUCUCAAAAGUGAAGACUUUACUUUGCCUAUAUAAUUUCAUUCUUCAGAAAAAUCUGCAAGAGUAAAGAAAUUGUUUCAUACAUUCAAAUAUGUAUGUGAUUUUUAUUCCUAAUUGAAUGAAAAACACAAAGUCUAAAGAAACUCAGGUGACACAGUGGAAUAUGGUUAAAGAGGAGGACGUCCAAUUAAAUGGAAAAUAAAUGAACUGCAGAUGAAAGAGUUCUUUUAAAGCUUACAUUUCUAAUGGUGUUGGAUGAUAACCCCAUCUAAUAUACCUCUUUUCUAUCAACUUGAUGUUCUGAUGGGUAAUUCUCUGAAAUAACACAGAGCUGCAUUAUUUUACAUUGACUUUUACAUUGACCAUCAACUUUGUUUAUCCAUGAAAUUAAGAAUUCUUUCCCUCUUUUCUUUCAGAAAUGAAGAGGAUAUAGGAGGGCAUGGGAGGGUCACUACAACAUAUAAUAAUAUACAGUACAUGUGUACAUACAGUAUGUUUUAGCUCUUCAGGAGCAGGUGAAGUAAAAACACUGUGGUUUCACUCUUUUCAUGUAAGGCUAGACUAAGGAGAUGGCAUGCAGAUACCAGGAGUAUUUUCUUGUAAUGUUUUCAGCUCUAGGUUAGAUUUUCAUCUCCAGUGAUGUUUAGUUUAUCUAUCCUAGUUUGAGCAAUAUGUAGCAUGGCACUAACAAAUAUUACUAGUUAAAAACAUCACUUGUUAAUUACUUUUCUUUUAUGUAUUCACAUGUAUUUCAUCACACAUGGCUAGAGGUCUCUGAUAGUUUAGUAGGUUAAAUCACUGCCUUUCAGACAAUUUUGCUAAAAGUUGAUGGGAAACAGAAAUUACUUUACUUUAUCUAGGACACAAUAGCAUCUUUACUUAUUCAUCGGGACAGUUUACUUCAGCUAUAUACAGAGGUCUGGGAUAAGAUCCUAAUGUGAGCACCACUGAAACAAAGGCAUGACUAGGAACUAAGUAGCAACACAGAGUAGAAUGUUUAACUUGACAUUGAUCAGCCACAGAAUGUUCUGUGUACCCUGUGAAAACUUGUAGUUUAGGACAAGAUAUUUCCUUGAUAGAAAGUGGGCAUAUUAAUAUUGUUUCCCAACAGCUAGUGUCAAGUUUUUAAAAUGCUUUUUGUACACAUUGAUUGACUUUCCCUUGGUGAAUUCACAGAUGCCAGUCUCACAGAAGCUCAGAAGAGCAUCUUAGUGAGCUUUGUCUGUUCCUCUGGGAAUGUUUUUUAUUCAAAGUGGUGUCAGGCUAUCAACAAAAAGAGAAUUCAAGUAAACUAAAAUACAAACCGUGCUGCAAGCUGUCCAUUUUCAAUUAGUUUGUGACAGUGGGUUACCAAUUGCUCCAGGUUGACCUGAGUUGCAGUGUGCCCUGCAGUUUUCCUGGUAGGUUUAAUGGCCUUGGUUGUUAGCCCUGUUACUGCUAGGGAGCCAUAGCAGUAGACUCUGCAAACAUCCUUUCUCACCUUUCCUUUAGACCUGUCUCUGUAUUGCUAUGGGAUCUUCAUACAUGUCUCUCCCGGUAUGUCACGUCCCAGUCAUCUGUAUGACUUUUUCCUUACAGUUGACCUAGUGCAGAAGCAAAGGUACCCCAGAUGCUUAGCAGCUGCAUAGGGACUUUACAGUGGAAUACAUUUCACCUACUGAUCCUUCUCAGUGCAGCAGUGAACAGCUCAAACCUCCGUAGAUGCCUGGGAUCAUUUCUGUUUUUCGAUAAAUAUUCAUACUUCCUGUGUUGCCUAUCAGGUAACAGGCUUUAUUAAAAUUACUACUUUUAUCAUCCAACACUAUCCACAACAAAUAUGAAGUAGGUAGGAUAAGAGGAAAGAUA
This is a messenger RNA of Meleagris gallopavo (turkey), 3862 nucleotides long. The record is from RefSeq and is a predicted model, not a curated record. NCBI's taxonomy places the organism in Eukaryota, Metazoa, Chordata, Aves, Galliformes, Phasianidae.